GGAGACAGCCUCCCUCACGUGAAAACCGGCGAGGACCCCGCUGACUGCCGUACAGCAUGGCGGCGCUGUGGCGAGGGCGGGCGCGCUGGCGGCUGGAGCUUGGGCUCUGCCGUACGGGGCGGGCCUUGUCGUCAGGGGAGAGUGAGUAUAAUCUCAUAGUCGUUGGCGGAGGAUCGGGUGGCCUCGCUUGUGCAAAAGAAGCGUCCCAAUUUGGGAAAAAAGUCGCCGUGUUAGAUUACGUGGAGCCUUCUCCAAAAGGAACCAAAUGGGGACUUGGCGGUACCUGCGUCAAUGUCGGCUGCAUCCCUAAAAAGCUGAUGCACCAAGCAGCACUUCUGGGAAGCUCUCUUAAAGAUGCCCAGCGUUAUGGCUGGAAUAUAUCCCGUCCUGCGAAUCAUGAUUGGUCCACGAUGGCGAAAGCCGUUCAAAACCAUGUGAAGUCCUUGAACUGGGGGCACAGAGUACAGCUGCAAGACAAAAAAGUGAAGUACUUCAAUUUGAAAGGCAGUUUUUUGGAUGAGAACACCAUUCGUGGGGUGGCCAAAGGAGGCAAAGAGAUUUUGCUCAGAGCAGAAAAUAUCGUCCUUGCUACUGGGGGGAGGCCUAAAUAUCCAACAAGUGUUGCAGGGGCAUGGGAGCAUGGCAUUACGAGUGAUGAUAUCUUCUGGCUGAAAAAAUCACCGGGGAAGACGUUGGUUGUUGGAGCCAGCUAUGUUUCGCUUGAAUGUGCUGGCUUUCUCACAGGCCUUGGACUGGACGCCACCGUCAUGAUGAGGAGCAUUCCACUUCGAGGGUUUGAUCAGCAAAUGGCCAACUUGGUAACAGACUAUAUGGAAGACUACGGGACAAGAUUUCUGAAGAAAUGCAGCCCGACGAAAGUGAAGAAAUCUGACAAUGGCAGACUGCGGGUGACGUGGAAAUACCUCGAUUCGGGCAAAGAAAAGUCGGAUGAGUUCGACACGGUGAUGUGGGCAGUAGGCCGAACCCCUGAUACCAAGCCUCUUAAUUUGGAUGCUACUGGAGUGAAAAUAAACGCAGAGACGGGAAAGAUAAUUGUUGAUGCCAAAGAAGCCACUUCGGUUCCCCACAUUUAUGCAAUCGGAGAUAUAACAGAGGGCCGUCCUGAGCUCACACCUACAGCCAUAGCUGCAGGGAAGCUGCUGGCUCGGCGAUUGUUUGGCCAAUCAAAGGAACUAAUGGAUUAUAUCAGUGUACCAACAACUGUUUUCACGCCUUUAGAAUAUGGCUGUGUGGGUCUCUCGGAAGAAGAAGCUACAAAGCGAUUUGGAUCGGACAAUAUAGAGGUGUACCAUGCAUUUUAUAAGCCCCUCGAAUUUACCGUGGCUGAGAGAGAUGCAACUCAGUGUUACAUAAAAAUGGUGUGCCUCCGGGAGACGGAAGGGCGAAUCCUCGGCCUCCAUUUCCUUGGCCCAAAUGCCGGCGAAGUAAUUCAAGGAUUUGCCCUUGGAAUCAAAUGUGGUGCUACUUAUUCACAAAUGAUGAAGACCGUUGGGAUCCAUCCUACCUGUGCCGAGGAAGUCACCAAGCUGCACAUCACCAAACGCUCGGGUUUGGAUCCAACGGUCACCGGCUGUUGAGGUUAAGCGCCAUCCCUGGAUAGACACCAAAAGAGCACGUGGCAGAAGCAGUCCUAUGGAGAAAAGACAAAGGCUCCAGAUGGUCCCCCAUACAGCAUUUUGGAAUCGGACCCUGCAUCUGGAAAUUCCAAGUUGUCACUGGCUGAUGAGACCCUUUUUUUGUUUUCACACACGUCAAUCCAGAUUAGCUCUGACGGUCCAGAACCAAUGACGAAGUAGUCGGAGAAAUGGGAACGAAGAGGGAUUUGUCUUCUUGCCUGAUGGAUUCUGCCUCGCGCUCUCCAGGGAUGGCUGCCUUGUAACAAUAUCGCCUGGGCUGAUGUUGACUCGAAAGGCCUGAUGGAUGGUUUGGAUUAUUUCCUGUGUGCACAAAAGCUGAAAAAUGCGUACCUUGGAUGCCAGCGAAUGACGGCUUGUGUACGAAACCACAUGUUGGAGUAGACAAGUCUGAUGUUUUGCUGGGUCCUUUUUCAGAAGAAGUGGCCUCGUUGUAUUUCUUGAAAAAUAAAGUGCACAUCCAUAGUG
This is a messenger RNA of Anolis carolinensis (green anole), 2123 nucleotides long. RefSeq names its product thioredoxin reductase 2 (gene txnrd2). The coding region runs from base 57 to 1598 and encodes 513 amino acids. The transcript has 18 exons. Gene Ontology annotation, cellular component: mitochondrion; cytosol. The record is from RefSeq and is a predicted model, not a curated record. Gene Ontology annotation, biological process: cell redox homeostasis; cellular response to oxidative stress; glutathione metabolic process. Lineage: Eukaryota; Metazoa; Chordata; Lepidosauria; Squamata; Anolidae. Gene Ontology annotation, molecular function: flavin adenine dinucleotide binding; glutathione-disulfide reductase (NADPH) activity; thioredoxin-disulfide reductase (NADPH) activity.